UCUCUCUCUCUUUCUGACAAGAAGGAGUCAGUUGCCUGGAGAGCGGUGAGAUGUGAGUGUUGUUUGUUAGUUGGUCAGAUUUUAAUACACAGCCUUUAAUUACUCUCUCUCUCUCUCUCCUCAUGUCGCUAGUAGAAAGAAACCUCUGUGUCCAGCAACAUGCCAAUCUCAAACCCCUGCAAUUUUCAGAGCUCAUUUUCAGACCUCAUACACUCCCAAACUCAUUGCUUCCUUCCUUGCCUUCUUCUCAAGAAUUCCUUUUUGGGGCUUUCCAUAAACUUCCUCCUCAUUGCUUGUCUCUCUCCAUUUUUGGGUCUUCUUUAAUCUAACCUCCCCUUUUUCUUAUUUCUUCAAAUCAUCAAUCUAUUAUCACUUAAUUUAUAUGUUCAUUAUUUUACUACUACUGUUUAAUUCUCUUUUCAUCGUUAAGGAGGUUGGGAUUAAGAGAGAGUAUUGAGGUUUUGGAGUACUAUAUGGAAUGGGUUUGGCUCUGCAAGUGGUUUGCUUGGUGGUGAAACUGUUCGCCAUUGCUGUUGCUUUGGUUGUUCAAAGAUCUGCAGGGUACGAAAUUUCUCCAUCUCCAGCAACUUUUUCUGCAAUUCCUUCUAUCCAAGAACAGUCCCCCGGUCAUGCUCCUCGUGGAAAGAGAAGCAAUGCACCUAGUGCAAAGAGAAGCAAUGCACCUAGUUCCGAAUCUCAAUCAAAUGGAUCAGUUCUACACCCUCCGUCUGUGUUAGUACCCCGCAAGUCUACACCAUCACCCCAAACAGUGAAAGGAAUUGCACCAUCCUUGUCACCAAGUACUCCUACAGUUCCGCCGCCAUACAGUUCUGUUCCUCCUCCCUUAACUUUUCAUGGAAUUGUACCAUCCCUGCCACCAAGUGCUCCUGAAAAAGAGGAACCAAAAAGUAAAAAUCCCAUCUCUGUGCCAGUUACUCCAGCUGCAUCACCUUCAAACAAAUCCACACAAAAGCCACCAACCAUCCACCCAAUUAUGCCAGGAUCGAUGCCACCUAGUUCUCAUCAAAUCAAAGCGCCAGAUAGUAAGGCUCCUCUUUCUAUGCCAAUUGCUCCAGUACCAAAUGCCCUAGUGCCAAAGAAAAUGCCACAGAAUCUACCACCAUCCAGGAAGCCAAUCAUGCCAGGAGUACCACCAUCCAUUUUUCCUGUGCCUGUUGCAUCACCUCCAAGCAAAUUGCUGCGAAAUUCACCAACCACCCACCCUACAAUUCAUAAAGAACCUCCAUCCAAUUCACCAGUGCCUGUUGCAUCACCUCCAAGCAAAUUGCUGCGAAAUUCACCAACCACCCACCCUACAAUUCGUAGAGAACCUCCAUCCAAUUCACCAGGAUACUUCGAAGAGACGCAUAUCCAUAUCAUAGUUGUUGAUAUGCCUGUUGCAUCACCUCCAAGCAAAUUGCUGCGAAAUUCACCAACCACCCACCCUACAAUUCGUAGAGAACCUCCAUCCAAUUCACCAGUGCCUGUUGCAUCACCUCCAAGCAAACUGCUGCGAAAUUCACCAACCACCCACCCUACAAUUCAUAGAGAACCUCCAUCCAAUUCACCAGAACCUGAUGUUCCUCCUGUAUUAGCUCCUCCCAAAAGAAUCAACGGGAAAAGUGAUGGCAUGCCUGUUGCUGCACGUCCAAAUGAAACACCCAAUCAUUUUUCACCAGUGAACCCUUCCCCUACAAAAGCUCCUUCCAUGCACAAAGCCUUGAGGCACUCUAACAAUAUUGCUCCUCCUCUUUCAUCACCGAAGUCUCCUCUGGAUAUAGGGUCACAUUCUCCUGCAUCUUUACCUUCAACCUCAUUUCAUAAGCAUCAUCAUGCAAAGAAUAAUUUCACCAAUACUGCUCCAUCAUCAGUUAUGCCUCCUCCUCCUCCUGCUUCAAGUCAGCAAGAUCCUAUCAUCCCACCAGCUCCUUCAUAUCCUUCCAAAACACAUCCAAAGAGUAGGCUAAGGGACCAUGCUCCUCCACCCAUGAAUCCAGAGAGUCAUGUUUCACCUGCACCCUCACCAUCUUCAACAGCUCCAUCUCGACAAACGAAAUUUCCCUUUCUUUCCCCUAAAAUUUCUCCUUCUGGGUCUUCACCAAAGAAUCCAAAGAUGCCACUAUCACCACCAAUUCAAGCAUUACCGCCUCCUCCUCCUAAUGAAGAUUGUUCAUCGCUAACAUGCACGGAGCCAUUAACAAACAAUCUUCCAGGAUCACCCUGUGGUUGUGUCUUGCCCAUGCAAGUUGGACUACGAUUAAAUGUAGCAUUGUAUACCUUCUUCCCUUUGGUUUCAGAGAUUGCUCAGGAAAUUGCUGUUGGGGUUUUUAUGAAGCAAAGUCAAGUUCGCAUCAUGGGAGCAAAUGCAGCUAGCCAAGAUCCAGAGAAGACAAUUGUCCUCGUUGAUUUGGUACCUCUUGGAGAUAAAUUUGAUAACACAACAGCAUAUUUGACAUUUGAGAGAUUCUGGCACAAACAAGUAGCAAUAAAAACUUCACUUUUUGGUGAUUAUGAAGUAUUGUACCUGCGUUAUCCUGGUCUUCCCCCCUCUCCACCUUCAAGCAUUAAUGUGAUAGAUGGUGGACCGAAUUCUGGGCAGGGCAAUAAUGGGACGACCAUACAGCCCCUAGGAGUUGAUGUGAGGCAGUGGCAGCAUAAAGAUGGGCUUGGUGGCAGUGUUAUCGCCAUCAUAGUUUUGUCAGCAUCUAUAGUUGUGAUUUUAUGUUGUGUUAUUGCAUGGGUUAUACUGUUCAAACAUAGGGACUUCCAAGAAGAGCCGACUCCUUUGGCUACUCUACCGUCCCUAUCAAAGCCGUCAGGGAUUGCUGCUUCUAUGUUUGGAAGUUGGCCUAGUUCUGCUUCAUUAUCAUUUGGAUCUAGUGUUGCAACUUAUGCUGGAUCUGCUAAGACCUUCAGUUCAAGUGACAUUGAGAGAGCCACUAAUAAUUUCAAUGCUUCAAGAAUACUAGGUGAAGGUGGUUUUGGUCGUGUUUAUAGUGGUGUUCUUGAAGAUGGGACAAAAGUGGCUGUCAAGGUUCUUAAGAGAGACGAUCAGCAGGGAGGUCGUGAAUUCAUGGCUGAAGUUGAAAUGCUUAGCCGCCUUCAUCACAGAAACUUGGUCAAGUUGAUAGGUAUAUGUAUAGAGGAGCGCAGUCGCUGCCUAGUUUAUGAACUCAUUCCAAAUGGCAGCGUGGAAUCUCAUCUACAUGGCGUUGACAAGGAAACUGCUCCACUUGACUGGGGUGCACGGAUGAAGAUAGCACUGGGAGCUGCUAGGGGUCUAGCCUAUUUGCAUGAAGAUUCAAGCCCCCGAGUCAUUCAUAGGGACUUCAAGUCUAGCAAUAUCUUGUUGGAACAUGAUUUUACAUCAAAAGUGGCCGAUUUUGGCUUGGCUCGAAGUGCAUUGGAAGAGGAGAACAGACACAUCUGUACACGUGUCAUGGGAACUUUUGGAUAUGUGGCUCCAGAGUAUGCAAUGACCGGUCAUCUUCUCGUGAAGAGUGAUGUUUACAGCUAUGGAGUCGUCCUUCUUGAGCUCCUGAGUGGAAGAAAACCAGUAGACAUGUCUCGGCCACCUGGUCAAGAGAACUUAGUUACAUGGGCACGUCCACUACUCACAAGUAAAGAAGGGAUAGAAUCAAUUGUAGACCUAUCUCUGGGACCUGAUUUCCCUUUUGAUAGUAUUUCCAAAGUAGCUGCUAUUGCUUCAAUGUGUGUGCAACCAGAGGUAUCACACCGGCCUUUUAUGGGUGAGGUUGUUCAGGCCUUGAAACUAGUAUGUAGUGAGAAUGAUGAGACAAAAGCAUUAGGAUCUAGAAGUUGUAGCCACGAGGACAUGUCGAUUGAUAUGGAUGCUACUAGGAUCUGUACCAAUUCAGGCCAGUUGCCCGAUCCUUUACAAACACACUCCCCAUUUUCUAACUAUGAUUUAGAACUUGGUGUUGAGAGGGGACUUUCAAUGCCUGAUUUAUUUGGUACAUCGGCAGGACUUGGGGGGCAGGAACCCGGUUCAUUUAGGAGGUACUCAAGUUCAGGUAUUCUAAAGACUGGAAGGGGCAUGCAGCUUUGGCAGAAAAUGAGGAGAUCGUCCGGGGGCACUGCAAGUGAGCAUGGGGAAAUCUUCAGGUUAUGGCCUGGAUCCUACUAAAUGUUCUCAAAUUCCAUCAAAUAAUUAUGGGAAAAUUACAUUUUAUCAUCUUCAAUCAGGAGCCGUUGUCACUUUACCCCCUUCACUAAAAAUUGCUACGUUUUCCCCCCUUGAUUUUUCAGUUUGUUUCAAUUUUAACCCUCUGUUAAUUUUCUAUUAUGAAAAAGGAUGCAAAAGUGGCAUGUGAGUUGCACACAACAAUUUUAUAACCAAAUUGCCCAUUCAGAAGCUGAUUAUUUACAUAUAUGUGAUAUAUAUAUAUUAUAUCUUUCCAUCUCCUAUGAAGAAAUAUGUGAAAGAAAAUAUAUGGCCAUGACAAUUUUAUGACCAAACAUGAAGAUAUAUGAUGAACAUUUUGGUCAUAAAAUUGGCAUGUACAACUCACAUGCCACUUUUUUAAAAGUUGAGAUUGAAACAAAUCAGAAUAUUAAGGGGGCAAAUUAAGCCAAUUUUAGUUUAGGGGGUAAAGUGAUAAUGGGGCAUAGUAUUGCCCUGGAAUUAACUUUCACAGUCAAAUUCUGAGUGCGAGCUAGCGAACGGGUCACUGAUGCAGACAGGGAUGAGUUGCCAAGGCUUGGAACUGGAAAAGAGGUGAAGUUGGUGGAUGGCUUAACAAUUUUUGCUGUGGUUUGAAAGUGAACAUCAAAUAAGUGUUGAAUGGUACAUGAUGCUAGCAACUUUUUUGAUCAGCUCAAGUCAAUUGAACUUGCUGGCUUGUUCAUAUGAAUAAUAUAUGAUGCUGUGCUAGUUUUUAGGAUUGGAGGCAUAAAGAUUUCUUUGAUCUGGCUGAUCCUUGAUGAGGUGAAAGUUUGUUUUUGUUACUGAAAUGUACAGUAGAUAUAUUUUGUUACCAUUAAGUGCAUAUUUUCUCAAGUAAAUAUUCAAGUGAUAAUGUUGAUCAUCAGUUGUAGAAUUUCUUUA
This is a messenger RNA of Camellia sinensis, 5068 nucleotides long. RefSeq lists its product as uncharacterized. Gene Ontology annotation, molecular function: ATP binding; protein kinase activity. Gene Ontology annotation, biological process: protein phosphorylation. The record is from RefSeq and is a predicted model, not a curated record. NCBI's taxonomy places the organism in Eukaryota, Viridiplantae, Streptophyta, Magnoliopsida, Ericales, Theaceae.